Messenger RNA from Musca vetustissima, 1116 nucleotides. Its product is annotated as 27 kDa hemolymph protein. Bases 1 to 1116 code for a protein of 371 amino acids. The record is from RefSeq and is a predicted model, not a curated record. The transcript is spliced from 3 exons. NCBI's taxonomy places the organism in Eukaryota, Metazoa, Arthropoda, Insecta, Diptera, Muscidae.
AUGUUGAGAUUCCAUUUGGUUUUGGUGGCGGCCGUGGCCCUCACGAGCGUACUCCUGAUGAGCCAAGCACAAGUGGCGGCCAAUGAUCAAAUCGAACAGUUGAAAAAACAAUUCAUGCCGGCCCAGUUCCGAAAUGCCAGUUUAUCAGAAGAGGAUCUGAAGAAAAUCUUCAAGGAGAAGUGUAAAAAGGCUACGGGUGUCGACAACUCCACUCUAUAUCAGGAAGUAGAAAAGGGCAGUGUCCUGUUGGUUGCUUGCCUCUCAGGCCUGGCCAAUCUAACAGCUUUGCAGCAAGAAAUCGAGGAGGCCCGACCAUUAGGAGAACUCGAUACCGUAUUCCAUAAGCAUUGUCAGAAGGCACCGGCAGCCGAAAAAUGUUUCCGUGAAUUCAAUACUGUCAUUCAACCAUGUCUGAGUCCGGAGGAGAAAUCCCAGAAUGCCGUAAUGAUGCGCAUCGUGUCCGGCCUGCUGAACUUUAUGUGUGCCCGCGGUGGCGACCAAAUAGCUCUAUUCGUUGCCGAAGACGGCCCCGAAUGCCUGGAGGCGAACAAGGAGGCCAUCGCCCACUGUGCCAAUAAAUCGUUCGCUGAAUUCACCCCCAAGAACAAAGUAACAGAUCUGUUCAACUUGCCCGACUUCACUUUGGAACCAGAGCACUGUGUGGACCUGGCAAAAUUCGAGGCGUGCACGAUACACCAUUUGGAGCAGUGUCAGGAGAUUACACCCGCCAACGUGGCUGAAUCAGUGUUUAAGUUUGUGAAAAACGAGACGAGCUGCAAGGCUUUCCUAGAAGGCAAAACCAAGCCACGAUCCAUUCUCAAGGAACCCAAAAGUUCUGCCUCUGCAAUGCCGACUAUUACUGGGACCGCUUUUGUGGGACUCCUCUUAUCAACGGUGUACGCCAAGUACUUCAUGCGAGAAUGCAACAACAAAGAGCUGUCUAAAAUUAACCACAUAAAGGCUUUUCUUACUACUGUCGAGGUGACAACGACAAGUGUCGUUGUCGCCAACACCAACCAACUCCAAAAGGAUUUCCACUGUUCUGCCGGAUGCAUCUCGGAGAAAGCGGGCACUGCUAAGUGGUUUGUUGUAACGAACACCUGUGACUCCAUGUGA